Messenger RNA from Rhopalosiphum padi (bird cherry-oat aphid), 903 nucleotides. Its product is annotated as oligosaccharyltransferase complex subunit ostc-A. The record is from RefSeq and is a predicted model, not a curated record. The transcript is spliced from 5 exons. Gene Ontology annotation, cellular component: oligosaccharyltransferase complex. Bases 312 to 761 code for a protein of 149 amino acids. NCBI's taxonomy places the organism in Eukaryota, Metazoa, Arthropoda, Insecta, Hemiptera, Aphididae.
UUUAUUAUAAAGAAUAAAGAUUAUAAUUUAUAGAAUAGUAUCAUAUCUUCAUUCUUCACUAUGUUAAAGUAAAAAUUAAUUAACAAAUACCGGAACGAAAUACUCCAAGGUAAAAAAUGAGCUUAAGUAUUGACUAUAGGGUAUAUAUGAUUUAAGUGUUUAACUAUAUAAUUAGUAUUCGUUUUAAUUUUGUUUACCAAUUUGUAAUUUCCGGACGAAGAAUUAACUAAGAAAUAAUUAAAAUUAAAACUUUGUAUUCAGAAUCGCCAUUUACACGGCUAACAUAAUCGCAUUAAAUUGUAUGCUUUGAAAUGGAAUCAUUAUAUGGUUUACCUUUUAAAGUUCUCGAAGUCCCAAAUUUACGUUUAAAGCGACCGUCAUGGUUAAAGAAACCGUCUGCCAUGUUCAUGUAUGUGAUCGUUACAAUCUCAUAUUUUUUGGUGACUGGAGGGAUCAUAUAUGAUGUCAUCAUAGAACCACCUAGCGUUGGUUCGACUACAGAUGAAAAAGGACAUUCAAAACCAGUGGCAUUUAUGCCUUACAGAGUUAAUGGACAAUACAUUAUGGAAGGUUUAGCGUCAAGUUUUCUAUUCAACAUCGGGGGCUUAGGAUUUGUUAUAUUGGAUUUAACUAAUAAUAAAUCAACUCCAAAAUUGAACCGUACUCUUCUGACUGGUGUUGGAUUUGCAUGCAUCAUUGUAUCAUAUUUUACAUGUUGGACAUUUAUGAGAAUGAAACUUCCAGGAUACUUGAAGUCAUAAGAAAUAAAACAUUGAACAAACAUAUUUUUUUUUUAUUUUACAUGUUUUCAUAAGCCAAUCGAUAUUCUCAAUUUAUAUGUAUUGAGUAAUAAUAAAUAAAUAAUAAUUUAAAAAUAAAAUAAAAUAUAAUUUAUCCACAAAA